ACUGAUCCCUCCCUCUUUCUCUCCCGCUUGGGUCGCUGCGCCUCCACGCACAACCCUUCCACCGACCACGGCAGAGAGCGUCGCAGCCGCCGCCACUAUGCCGUCUCUCGUCUUGUCCGAUCCUCUUAUCUCCUCCGAGGAGACCAAGAAAUCGAAGCCCAAGAAGCCCCAGUACGGCUCCCCUGAGGAGGAGAAGAAGAACAAGAAAAAGAAGAAGCAGCACGUGGAGAACGAGCUCAGCGACCUCGAGCUCGACAACGGCACGGGGGAGACGACGGCGUCUGAGAAGAAGAAGGUUAAGAAGGAGAAGAAGAGGAAGGUUCCCGAUGAUGAGGAUAAGAGCGAUACCACCUCGGAUUCCACCGAGGUUCCCGAGAAGAAAACCGCGACAGCUAAUGGGGCCCCGGCGAAGAAGCCGAAGCUGAUGAAGGACGAGGGAGAGACAGAUAGCGGUGCGGCCGACGAUCCGAACGCCUUGUCCAAUUUUAGGAUCUCGAAGGUCUUGAGGGAGACUCUGAAUUCGAAGGGGAUAAAAGCGCUGUUCCCCAUCCAGGCCAUGACUUUCGAUCUCGUACUCGAUGGGUUUGAUUUAGUUGGUCGAGCACGUACUGGUCAGGGCAAAACCUUGGCUUUUGUGUUGCCUAUAUUGGAGUCAUUGACAAAUGGGGUUCAUAAAGCAUCAAGGAAAACAGGUUAUGGAAGAUGUCCAAGUGUUUUGGUACUCCUUCCGACUCGAGAGCUUGCAAAUCAGGUUCAUUCGGACUUUGAGGUCUAUGGUGGGGCAGUUGGGUUAUCUUCAUGCUGCUUAUAUGGUGGAUCUCCUUACCGUGCUCAGGAAAUUUCACUAAAGCGAGGAGUUGAUAUUGUUGUUGGAACUCCAGGGCGCAUAAAAGAUCACAUAGAGAGGGGGACUCUUGACCUAAAAACAUUGAAGUUCCGUGUACUUGAUGAAGCAGAUGAAAUGUUGAACAUGGGAUUUGUUGAUGAUGUGGAACUCAUUCUCGGUAAAGUUGAGGAUGUUACCAAGGUUCAAACGCUUCUCUUCAGUGCUACCUUGCCUGACUGGGUGAAGAAGAUUUCCACAAGGUUUCUAAAGCAAGAUAAGAAAACAGCUGAUCUUGUCGGCAAUGAGAAACUGAAGGCUAGUGCUAGCGUCAGACAUCUUGUUCUUCCUUGUACUCGUUCAGCAAGGCCACAAGUUAUUCCUGAUGUCAUCCGUUGUUAUAGCCGUGGUGGCCGAACCAUUGUUUUCACUGAGACAAAAGAAUCUGCAUCUGAACUUGCUGGAUUAUUACCUGGAGCCCGGGCUUUGCAUGGAGACGUAAUGCAAGCACAACGUGAAGUCAUACUAUCUGGGUUCAGGUCAGGCAGGUUUUUGGUUUUGGUUGCUACAAAUGUGGCAGCACGUGGGUUAGACAUAAAUGAUGUGCAGCUGAUUAUACAGUGUGAGCCCCCACGCGAUGUUGAAGCUUACAUCCAUAGAUCAGGGCGAACUGGAAGGGCUGGCAAUACCGGGGUUGCGAUUUUGCUUUAUGAACCCAAACACUCCUUUAGCAUUUCUAGAAUAGAAAGAGAGUCGGGUGUUAAGUUUGAGCACAUCUCUGCACCUCAGCCUACUGAUAUUGCUGAAUCAGCUGGAUCUGAAGCAGUUGAUGCUAUCUCAAAUGUCUCUGACAGUGUUAUUCCAGUUUUUCGUUCACAAGCAGAACAUCUCUUAAGCUCCUCUGGGUUAUCAGCAGUGGAUAUACUAGCAAAAGCCCUUGCUAAGGCUGCUGGAUUUACUGAUAUAAAGAAGAGGUCACUGCUCUCUUCGAUGGAGAAUUAUGUA
This is a messenger RNA of Musa acuminata AAA Group (dessert banana), 1828 nucleotides long. Its product is annotated as DEAD-box ATP-dependent RNA helicase 7-like. The transcript has 12 exons. The annotation marks the transcript as partial. Gene Ontology annotation, molecular function: ATP binding; RNA helicase activity; RNA binding. The record is from RefSeq and is a predicted model, not a curated record. NCBI's taxonomy places the organism in Eukaryota, Viridiplantae, Streptophyta, Magnoliopsida, Zingiberales, Musaceae.